CUAGCUGCUCUUGAAUCGAACAUUGCUUCAAGGUCAGAGAAGCAAGCACAGCAGCUAAACAAAUCUAUUUGGAAGGCAAGCUCGGCCAUAUCAUCUGACAGCAGUUUUAUGGACAGCAUUCACACAGCCAUCACGCCAAGCACUCUGGAUAACCUCCUUCUGAACUCAAAUGAGAGCUUCUUGUUCACCGGUAAGCUGGUGAAGCACGGUGGCGUGCCAGACAACAUCUUGGAUGGCAGGGAUCUGGUGGAGCGUGAGGUCCUACCACCACCGCCCUCGCAGGUUGAAAAUGUCAGGGUGGUAGCAGAUCUUGAUCCUCUUUCUAAGGGGAUUGAGGUGGAUUGGGAGGUAAUGGGAGUGAUUUGGAAGAGCCACGAAGAUGUGAAGGAUGUCGAGUCUGGUAUGACACGCGAAAGCACCGCAUGUCAUAAUAGUGGAGAUGACGGUGUAAACACCAACGGUGAUACCGGAUGUCAAGAUCAUGUCAUUGAUAUAGCACCUCAAGAUGAUGCCGACCCCAAGAACUAUUGUGUUGUAUGCACUCACCCUUCAGAGUGGGUGGCUAUCGGGCGGUGUGGCCACCGUGUUGUCUGUCGCAAGUGCAUGGUGCGCAUCCGUUUCUUCCAUCGUAACAAACGUUGCUGCAUCUGUAGAACCCGCUGCCCAAAAGUCAUUGUCGCUAAGAGAGACGCCAGCACCGAUAUCCUAUCGACCUUACCUCUGUUUGCACUCCGAGAGGGACGUGUUGGGAAACUCUGGUACCACAGGCUCACGGCGGCCUACUACGAGGACGAAAAAGAGUACAAUGCAGCGAGAGUUGCAUGUGAUGGAAUACUGUCCCCAUUCUUUCGUCCCUGGUAUUGGUUCGUAUGGUUUUUCGGUUAUUCCCUUACCAUGGGAGUAGUUUUUGGCAUUGCUUCUGCGGCUGGAACCAAGCACAUGUCAAGGCAAGUGAGAGCCUAUGCACUGAGCAUCUGCGUUGCAAUGUCGAUUGCUACCACUAUUUGGUCCGCGAUCAAGUGCAACCAAGAUCCUCUCGAGCAGGAACGUUUUCGUCGUAUUGAGAAAGAGGAGCGCAAUUUUUUUUAAGUACACUAGCUUGCUAGGGUGUUUAGUAAUGUUUUAGUUCAUUUGUUCAGAUGAGUUUGUACCUUAUACCACAAAUAUCAAUACGUUAAAAAAGAGAUGCAUUCAUACAAA
Setaria italica (foxtail millet) is the source of this 1200-nucleotide messenger RNA. RefSeq lists its product as uncharacterized. Gene Ontology annotation, molecular function: ribosome binding; ubiquitin protein ligase activity. Lineage: Eukaryota; Viridiplantae; Streptophyta; Magnoliopsida; Poales; Poaceae. The transcript has 5 exons. Bases 109 to 1089 code for a protein of 326 amino acids. The record is from RefSeq and is a predicted model, not a curated record. Gene Ontology annotation, biological process: rescue of stalled cytosolic ribosome; protein ubiquitination.